GUUGGCUGCCGCUGCGGUGACGUGUAUCUGGGUGCGGAUUCCCAAAGAGGAGGAGAAGGAGCAUGUUACCUGAGGGUGACCUUUGAGACCCAAACCUUAUCAUCCCCGUAGAGUGGCCACCCGUCAUCCUUCAGACUAGGGUACGUCGGCCAUCAUUACCCCGAGACAGCGGAGGCGGAUGCGGGGAACGUGAUACAAAAGCCGCUCCAUCGAACCCCCAUCCCCUCAUUCAUCAACUACUUCACACCCCACCAAGAUGGCUCUGGAACAUCCACCCCCUCAGGUCCGUCAGACCAUCGACCGCCUGAUCGACAACCUCGUCCACAUUGAGGACAAGUCCGGGCAGUUCCUCCUGCACCUCCCAGACGGCCGCGUCAUCGACACCAAGUCGUGGCACGGUUGGGAAUGGACGCACGGGAUCGGCCUCUACGGCCUGUGGAAAUACUACGAGCUCACCGGCGACAAGGCCCUCCUGCGCAUCAUCGAAGACUGGUUCGCCGCGCGCUUCGCCGCGGGCGGCACGACCAAGAACAUCAACACGAUGGCGGUCUUCCUCACCCUUGCCUACGUCUACGAACACACCCGCAACCCCGUCUACCUCCCAUGGCUGGACGCGUGGGCCGAAUGGGCCAUGCACGACCUCCCGCGCACGCGCCACGGCGGCAUGCAGCACACGACGUACCUAUCGGAAAAUUCACAGCAGCUGUGGGACGACACCCUCAUGAUGACAGUGCUGCCGCUAGCCAAAAUCGGCCUCGUGCUGGCCCGUCCGGCGUACAUCGCCGAAGCGAAGCGCCAGUUCCUGCUGCACGUGCAGUACCUGUUUGACGUACGCUCGGGACUUUUUUUCCACGGGUGGACCUUCGCGGACGGGGGGCACCACUUUGCGCGCGCGCGCUGGGCCCGCGGAAACAGCUGGCUAACGAUGGCGAUCCCAGAGUUGGUGGAGCUGCUGGACCUGGCAGAGGGCGAUCCGAUCCGGGUACAUCUUCUGGAGACUCUGGAAGCGCAAUGCGCGGCGCUGGAGCAGCUGCAGGAUGGGGCGACGGGGGCGUGGCACACGCUUCUGGACGUGGGGGACUCCUACGUGGAGAUGUCAGCGACGGCGGGGUUCGCGUAUGGGGUGCUGAAAGCCGUGCGCAAGCGGUACAUCUCGGCGCGGUAUGCCGCCGUGGCAAGGCGGGCGAUUGGGGCCGUGAUGGACAAGGUUGACGCGCAGGGGGAGCUGCAGAUGACGAGUUUUGGGACGGCAAUGGGCGAUAGUUUGGAGUUUUAUACGCGUAUUCCGCUGACUGCGAUGCCUUAUGGGCAGGCGAUGGCUAUCAUGGCGUUGGGGGAGUACUUACGGGGGAGUAUAUAA
Molecule: messenger RNA, 1360 nt
Organism: Aspergillus candidus
Lineage: Eukaryota; Fungi; Ascomycota; Eurotiomycetes; Eurotiales; Aspergillaceae
Product: glycoside hydrolase family 88/105 protein
Exons: 1
Coding region: 257-1360 (367 amino acids)
Biological process (GO): carbohydrate metabolic process
Source: RefSeq, a predicted model, not a curated record